AUGGACUAUCGACGUCCAGUUUGUACACCACAGCAAUCAUGCUCCUAUGAAGCUUUCGGAAUUCUAUUUGCCUUGUGCGACUGCCCAGAAGAGAAUUCUAUGUGUCCACAUGAUGAAAAAAAUGCUGUUGAACAUAGAGGAACAUCAUUGCAGUUCUGCUCACCACGAAUUGUGCCGAUUUGUGAAAAUGAGGAAAUUUCAACAACUGUCGCUGGAAUACAAACGGCUAUUCAUUGUAUCUGCCCGGAAGAUAGUGAAUUAGUUCAGCAACCCAGCAAAAUCAAAGACGUUACCGACUAUAUUUGUCGUCAGGUAAUAUAUCUCAACAGGUGCUUAUGUAUGUGUGUGGGUGUGGGUGUAUGCACGUUCAUAACUAGUGAUCCACAGUACUCUAUUUGUCCUACUGCAAAAUUCUUUGCAAGAAGGUUUAAAUUGAUUGUUUAG
Angiostrongylus costaricensis is the source of this 444-nucleotide messenger RNA. The record is from the annotation of a GenBank genome assembly. Lineage: Eukaryota; Metazoa; Nematoda; Chromadorea; Rhabditida; Metastrongylidae.